UCCAGUAUUUUCCCCGAUUUACAAUUUUGGGGGGCUUUUGCCGCUUCUUUCUGUAACUUGCGAAUAACAUUCUACCCUGAAGAUAUGAUGAGCGAAAGCUCCCAGUCUCAGUCUGCCACUGGAAAUGGAAGUCUAAAUGUGGAGCCUCAGGAUCCAAAAUCAAACCCUAAUCACAAGCGGGAGGCUUAUUCAGAAGCUAAUGAUCUGACAGCAAAGAAAUUGAGAACUGAAGCUUUCACUGUGCGUGAUGCUUUCGGCAGUGAAGAAGGGAACUCAGGAGCUGUUUCAGGUCAACAGAACGCCGAGGAACUAAAAGAAGGGGACUCAGGAGCUGUUUCAGGUCAACAGAAUGCCGAAGAACUAAAAGAAGGGGACUCAGGAGCUGUCAAAGGUCAACAGAAUGCCAAGGAACUAACGUUCGAGAUUGAGGCAGACGCAGCUGAGGAUAAGGGGUCUAGGCAUACAAUGGAAGAUGCCUGGGUAGUGCUUUUGGACGCCAGUUUAGAUCACCCUGGAAAACUGAGGUGUGCACACUUUGCAAUCUAUGAUGGACAUGGGGGCCGGUUAGCUGCAGAAUAUGCUCAAAAGCAUUUGCAUGAAAAUGUUCUUUCAACAGGAUUACCACGUGAGUUGUUAGAUGUAAAGGUAGCUAAAAGAGCAAUACUCGAAGGUUUUCGCAAAACUGAUGAGUCCCUUCUUCAAGAAAGUGCCGCAGGGGGAUGGCAGGAUGGUGCUACAGCUGUAUGUGUUUGGAUAUUGGGACAAAAAGUUUUUGUUGCAAAUAUAGGAGAUGCCAAAGCAGUUUUAGCUCGAUCAGCUAUAACUGAUGGUUCCCAAAAUCACUCAGAUGGAGUACCUGCAUUGAAGGCCAUUGUUUUGACAAGGGAACACAAGGCAAUCUACCCACAGGAGCGGGCUCGUAUUCAGAAGGCUGGUGUUGUGAGCUCUAAUGGACGAUUGCAAGGGCGUCUAGAAGUUUCCAGGGCAUUUGGUGAUCGCCAGUUCAAGAAGGUGGGUGUUAUUGCAACCCCGGAUAUCCAUUCUUUUGACCUUACUGAUAGAGAGCAUUUUGUCAUCCUUGGCUGUGAUGGCCUAUGGGGGGUAUUUGGUCCCAGUGAUGCAGUUGUUUUUGUUCAGAAACUAUUGAGUGAGGGGUUGCCUGUCACAACUGUGACCCGCCAUCUUGUAAGAGAAGCUGUUCGUGAGCGGCGCUGUAAGGAUAACUGCACUGCAAUUAUUAUUGUAUUCAAGCGCAAGUAGUUACCAAGGGAACAUCUGCCUGAGAUAUUUAUUGCUGCUGUGAUGACACAUAGAAAUGUGGAUUGUUUUGGACUACUGCAUUGCAAGGUCAAUGUACAAUGCGUGGCUUGCUUAUUACUGCAAAAUGUUAUGGCAGCGUAGUCUCCCACAUCAGUAGUAGGUUUGUUUACUUGUAAUGGUUUGCUAUUAAUCAAAACUGAAACAUGAUUAUUGAAAUUGUGAUAUAUGUUGAAAGUAGUUUAUUGGUCGAUAUAA
Messenger RNA from Neltuma alba, 1515 nucleotides. RefSeq names its product probable protein phosphatase 2C 8. Gene Ontology annotation, molecular function: protein serine/threonine phosphatase activity. NCBI's taxonomy places the organism in Eukaryota, Viridiplantae, Streptophyta, Magnoliopsida, Fabales, Fabaceae. Gene Ontology annotation, biological process: protein dephosphorylation. The record is from RefSeq and is a predicted model, not a curated record.